Messenger RNA from Necator americanus (New World hookworm), 2808 nucleotides. RefSeq lists its product as uncharacterized. NCBI's taxonomy places the organism in Eukaryota, Metazoa, Nematoda, Chromadorea, Rhabditida, Ancylostomatidae. The record is from RefSeq and is a predicted model, not a curated record. The transcript has 26 exons. Bases 1 to 2808 code for a protein of 935 amino acids.
AUGGUUGCAACGAUGCCUCCUUCAUCGAAGAGACUAAGAUAUGCUGAACAGAGUGCAGAUGAGGUUCGACGGACCGUUGCUCAGGCAUUGUUGAGUGACGACACCGCAUGUGCAGCCUUAUUGGAGGAUCUUGUUGGUCUUGAGGAAAAGGUUGUGGACGCGUUGAUGACGUUGUUAAAAACUCUCAAUCCAUCAGAAGUGAAUCUGAGCGGACCCAUAUCAAAUACUCUGCGGAAGUACUUUGCGUUGAUUGGCGUUAGUACAGCAACGGAACGUUUUAAAGAACUUUAUAAUGUUAUCGAGAGCGGGAAUGGAGCCGAGUAUGUGAGCAAUUUUGCGAUUCUUAUGUGCCAACUCGUUAGAUUUUCUAAUGUUAUCCAAUAUGACAAGCUGCUCCAAGAAGUUAUCACUAGAUUACCUUCCAUUAUUAGCACACUUUGGGGAAAUGGCUUUAAAACAGAUGCAUGUACCACUUCUCGAUUGUUUGCGGAGCUUUUACUGGCUACUCGUUCUUAUCGGGCAGAGGAGCGUGUGAAGGAUCUGUGGUUUGAACAAGUUAUUACCAAGGAUACCAGACGGUGCCCUUAUUUCGCUACACUAUCUCUUCUGCUUUCUUCUGACAACAGGAAGCAUAUAGAUGAUUUGGUUGAAGCGUCUGCUUUACAGAAGUUACCAACCAGUGAAAGAGGAAACAUGUGUUUGCGUACUCAGAUGAGCGAUGUCAUUCUAUGUUAUUUCUCAUCUCUUUAUAACCGUUGUUCACGGAGACAAAUGGAGGUGUUUCUGGACUUUGUGUUGCUUCAUGGUUUUGAGAUGAGAAAGAUUUCUAAUGUUAUUGAAGAACUGAUGCAUUGUAUUGAUAAAAUGGCUAAUGACGUACCAGCUUAUCAAUUAAUGGCUAAUUCGAUUAUGCGACUACUGCUGAAGCACAUAAUUCUGAGCCUUUCCUUGACGACUACCUCGAUUUCCUACGAAAUAUCCAGCACUGUGAAGGAGAUGAAAAGAAGAUGCCUUGCAAUUCUUGUUUUUUAUGCGGCUUACUCAAAUAUGCGUGGCAAAGAAAAAGUAGUAGCAAAAUUCUAUUGGAUGAAAGGAAAGUGUGUUGGUGGUCUUUGCCCUAGUAGUUUCCGAACAAAUCUAUCCUCUGAACACCUGAAGAACAUUGCUCACUUCCUUGAUCAUGUAGUGAAGAACAAAUGGGCGCCAGCAUUUAGUGUCUCGCCGGCUGUUAAAUCAUUGGUUUCAGCCUUUUUUGGCCUUCCUCUGCAAUUUAGUUCUGAACCCUCAAGAGGUUACUAUCUGGCUGCUGCAUUCUUGCUUAUAAAUGUGUUUAAGUCUAGCGACGAUGCAUUAUUUAAAGCUGGUAUUAGGAUGAUAAGGGAUUUAAUAAGAGGUAUUGAGAGCAAUGUCUCUCUAAAUGCUGAAUUUAGUACACUCGAGUUAUUUUUCAAUAACUGUCUGUAUUUUCUAAAGGGGUUACCAAAUGGUGAUGCCACUUGGAAGGAUGUAGCAAGCAUUCUGUGCGUAGUCGUUACGUCUAAUACGGAUAAGUCAGACGCAUUUUAUCAUUGCCCUGCUUUAACGUACAUGGAACAUUCGAGAAAGGAUUUCUCGUGGGCGCAGGUUGUAAGCCUGUCGGUCCUAUUCAUGUCAACAAGAUGGAAAGAAUUGUUGAAAUGCAGCAAACAUGAUAAACAGCAAUUAAAAAUUGUAAAGAAGAUUCGUUUAUUACUUUCAACCAUGUUGUCUACUGUUCCAUGGGAUGACAAAGAGCAAGUUCGCUCCGUUUCUGAACAGUUGUGUAUAUUGUAUGUAUAUUGGGAUUUUAUUCCUCGCAGCGUUCGACCUUCAGUAAUGAAAAAAUUGCUUACUGAGGAAGACGUGAAACUUCUGUCCAAGUUAACAACACGCAUAAUCUCAGGCAAAAUUGGAGUGGAGAAGAAAGUUUUAGAAAGUGCUAUUAAUUUCUAUUUGAAAUAUAUUCCAAUACUAUGCGAAGGAAUUCGACCACUGGAGGAAGUACUCGGCUAUGACUCAUUAGUCUGUUUGCUGCGUAGUGGUGUUUCAUUAGAUGUGAUUCUCGCACAAUUUUCAGUUGAGAAGGUGAUGGAACUUCUGAGAUUUUGCUCUACGAACGUGGAACACCCACAGGAAAAUUUGAAUAUAAUUACUUUUCUUAUUUCGUCAAAGUUAAAGGAUGUUGCAGGCGAUGCAUUAGCACCACUUGCUUCGACCUUCGAAAAUUACAUGCAAAUUGGAGAUGGCAAGGAUCUGCUAUUGCUUGCGGCAAACGCUUUGGAGAUAUUUGCACAUACUGACAUCGAACGAGAUGUUGUUGAUCUCUGCUUCAGUUUCCUUUCGGUGCAGCCAUUGCCGGGCACUGAUUUUGAGCGUAUACGAUGCGUACAAAAAGUUUUAGAUAGCGCAAUACGUUAUGCACAUCCAUCAGUCAAUAAUGAUCAAUGUGCAGUCUUUGUACAACAAUUAAUAAAAGUAUUUAAUGCUGUGCGACACUUCAUAAUUCACCACUGUGGAACAGCGGAGGAAACAGAGGAAUUAGUGCAUGGUCUUAACAGUUUAGCACACGCUAUUACUCUUCAUAGGAUUUAUUACAGUAGGAUUGUUGGUGCGAUGGUUUCGGCGGUUAUUUACCCACAGAACGAUUUGGAGUUUGCAGUAUACAAACUUCAUGACAUCAGCGAUAAGCAUAGUGCAUCCAUGCUCGCGACAAAUCUACCACCAGCCGAACGAUUACAAUAUAAGAGAAUCUUUACAUCACUCAAAAAGGCGAGAAAACUUAUUGUUUGA